CACAUAUACCCGUCGAUUACAAGAUUCAAAUCGACGCACUAGAUUGAGCCCAUUUUCCACAAGCCGGCAAUAUAAAAGGGACACCCCGCCUUACCUUUUAUCACAACCAUCAAGUCAUCUUCUCCAAUCACCUGCAUUUCAGAACCCUAAAUUCUCAUCUCUGCAAAAAUGUCAGGCCGUGGAAAGGGAGGCAAGGGAUUGGGAAAGGGAGGAGCCAAGCGUCACAGGAAGGUCCUUCGCGAUAACAUCCAGGGCAUCACCAAGCCUGCCAUUCGCCGUCUUGCUCGUAGAGGCGGCGUGAAGCGUAUCUCCGGUCUCAUCUAUGAGGAAACCAGAGGAGUUCUCAAAAUCUUUCUAGAGAAUGUGAUCAGAGACGCGGUGACCUACACUGAGCACGCCCGGAGGAAGACUGUGACGGCGAUGGAUGUCGUCUAUGCUCUCAAGAGGCAGGGAAGGACCUUGUACGGAUUCGGAGGGUAGAGCUUCGCAAGUCGUAGAUGUUCAUCUACGAUGAAUGGAGAUGCUUGUCUCAGCUUAAUUUCAAUGGUGUAGUUAGCAAUUUCAUGUUUAUUUUACAGCCGAUUAAUCCGAAGUAGGCUUGUUCCUUGUCUCUUCCAGGAAGGAAUACUUCUUCUUGGGAUAAAUGCAGAUGCAUGUUUCAGCUCAAUUUCAAUGGUGUAGUUAGUGAUUUCAUGUUUAGUUUGUGGCCAAUUAAUCAGAAGUAGGCUUGUUCCUUGUUCAUCGGCCAAUUUGAAGUAAUACUUGUUCUUAACUUGUGAAUCUAAUUCGAUGGUUACUCUUGUCAAUUCAAGAUUGUGUUUAGUAUUGGAUCUUUCUGAGGC
Cuscuta epithymum is the source of this 842-nucleotide messenger RNA. NCBI's taxonomy places the organism in Eukaryota, Viridiplantae, Streptophyta, Magnoliopsida, Solanales, Convolvulaceae. The record is from the annotation of a GenBank genome assembly.